Messenger RNA from Knipowitschia caucasica, 1185 nucleotides. Lineage: Eukaryota; Metazoa; Chordata; Actinopteri; Gobiiformes; Gobiidae. The record is from the annotation of a GenBank genome assembly.
AUGAAGAAGAUGUUAAAAACUAUUGAAACGUUAUCAGAGAAAGUUGAGCACCUACAGUUGGCAGUGGACCGUCAACACAGAGACAAAAACAACUACACACAUCGUUAUAGGAGUUACACUCCUGAGGGACCUCGUGAGGACCGCCGUGACUACUCCAGCAGAUCCUACAGAUCUUCGCCGCGACGUCAAGACUACGACCUUGCCAGCCAUCAUUCAUCUCGUCGUGAGGGGGAGAACUACCGUCGUCUUGGUUCGUCGGACCGGCUUCCACGUCAGAGCCAUUCUUCAGAGAGAGGCAACAACAACCGCGGCCGCUCUCCGGAUCGCUAUGAGAGUCGCCGAUAUCGCUCUCCUAGCCCAGGAAGAGUACGCUUCGAACGUAAAGCCGAGGCGAGAGCCUCGCUGAGAAAAACCCGGCUCAUCAUGGCGGAGUCUGGACCCGAGAAAACCCAAAGACUUGCGUUUGCAGAGCGCCAGUUGCUCCGGCACGGCUGGGAGCAUGGUAAAGGUCUAGGACGAGAUGAAAAGGGAAUUUCAGAAGCGAUAAAAGUGAAAGUCAAAUGUGACAAAGGCGGCCUUGGGCACAAGGAAGGCGACCAGUUCACAUUCCACUGGUGGGACCAUGUUUUCAACCAGACCUCUGCCAGCUUGCAGGUGGAGUCCAGCCAGGGCGGCACCACACUCAAGAGCAAUGGCCAAACCCAAGGCAGUAUAUCCAGCAAGAUACCCUUAAAGGCAAGCCUGGCUAAGGAUAAACUGUACGGGGCCUUCGUCAAAUCGGCCACAGUCUUAUCCGGAACGGUGGAAAACACUCAGAGCAACAGUAGCUGCAGUUCAGAUGAGGAAGACCUGGAUCUGUCCUCUGUCAAAGCCCUGUCAGAUGCUGCGCUGGUGAAGGCGUGCGGUGGUCGAACUGCGCACAAAGGAGCAAGGCACGGUCUGAAGAUGAGCGCCAAGCUCGCCCGUUUGGAACAGCAAGAAGCAGAGUUUAUGGCCAAAUAUGAAAAAACGAGGCAAAGCAAGGAGAGACAGGUCUGUGAAGUAACUGAAAGCACCACCUGUUUGAAUGCAGAAGAAAUGCCGGAGGUCAAAAGAAAGAAGAAAAACAGGGUUAAGGCAGAAAAGGAGAUUAAAGAUGUGCAAGAGGCCACACCGCCGCCAAAAAGAAAAAAGUCCAAGGAGUAA